Molecule: messenger RNA, 3413 nt
Organism: Sardina pilchardus (European sardine)
Lineage: Eukaryota; Metazoa; Chordata; Actinopteri; Clupeiformes; Clupeidae
Exons: 8
Coding region: 163-2412 (749 amino acids)
Biological process (GO): protein ubiquitination
Cellular component (GO): cytoplasm
Molecular function (GO): ubiquitin protein ligase activity; zinc ion binding
Source: RefSeq, a predicted model, not a curated record
GGAGAGAGAGAACAGGGUGACUGAGGAGAGGAGAGGGUGGAAGACUCGGUGUCCAUUCUGAGAUUCUUUGAGCUUUUCUCUCUUCUUAUCAUUCUGUCCUGAAGCAACUCCCUUCUCUCCCCUCUCUCUCUCUCUGUCUCUCUUUCUAACCCUCUGUCCCAUAUGGCUGCCUCUCCUUCAUCUCUGGAGGAGGACUUGACAUGCAGCGUGUGCUGCGACAUCUUCCAGGAGCCUGUGUUGCUGGGCUGUGGUCACAGCUUCUGCUGGGAGUGCUUGAGCCUCCACUGGAGGUCCAGCCCAGGACGCUGCUGCCCCGUCUGCCAAGGCCCCUCAUCCCAGCCACCCGUCCUCAACACCAGCCUGAGGAGCACCUGCGAGUCCUUCCUGCAACAACAGCAGCAGCAGCAGCAGCAUAAACAACAGCAGCAGCAGCAACAACAACAACAGCAGCAGCAGCAGCAUAAACAACAGCAGCAGCAGCAACAACAACAGCAACAGCAGCAGCAGCAUAAACAACAGCAGCAGCAACAACAACAACAACAACAGCAGCAGCAGCAGCAGAAACAACAGCAACAGCAGCAUAAACAACAGCAGCAGCAGCAACAACAGCAACAGCAGCAGCAGCCAAAACAACAGCAACAGCAACAACAGCAACAACAACAACAACGACAGCAGCAGCAGCAACAACAACAGCAACAGCAGCAACAGCAGCAGCAGCAGCAGAAACAACAGCAACAACAACAGCAGCAGCAGCAACAACAACAGCAACAGCAGCAGCAGCAGCAGAAACAACAGCAGCAACAGCAGCAACAACAACAACAACAACAACAACAACAACAACAACAACAACAGCAGCAGCAGCAUAAACAACAGCAGCAGCAGCAACAACAACAGCAACAGCAGCAGCAGCAUAAACAACAGCAGCAGCAGCAGAAACAACAGCAACAGCAGCAGCAGCAACAACAACAACAGCAACAACAGCAACAACAACAACAACAACAGCAGCAGCAGCAACAACAGCAGAAAGAUGCCGAGGCCCAGAGAAUAAAGAAGAAGAAAGAGGAGGAAGAGGAGAGGGCCUGGCUGUGCUCUUUGCACGGCCAGAGGCUGGCGUUUUUCUGUGAGAUGGACGAGCAGCCCGUGUGCACACAGUGUAAGAUCAGCGGGCACAGGGGCCACCGUAUAGUAACGGUGCAGACAGCACUGAAGGAACGCAAGGCCAAACUGUCAACAGCAAUCAGACCUCUGAAACAGACACUGGAUUUGCUCAAAAGUGGCUCCAAUAAUAAUGCUAAGAGCCAAAUUGAGGACACAAAGAGGAAGAUGAAGAAGGACUUUGAGGAGCUCCAUAAGUUCCUAUUGGACGAGGAGGCGGCCAGACUGAGCGCGCUCACACAGGAGGCGGAGUCCCGCAGCACAGUCGGGAAGGCCGAGACUGACGGACAGAUCAGCAACCUGGAAACGGAAUCACGGAAAUGGAAAGACCUGAACAGAAAGACGGAGAUAAAAGAUGCCCUCAGAUUCCUGCAGGACUUUGACUCUAUCCUGUUGCAAGCACAGAGCUCUGAGCCAGAGUCUGCACUUCCAGCGUUUUCAGGCUCGUCAGCUCCAGCGACACAGCGUAUCGAUGUGACCAAACACGUGGGGAAUCUGAAAUUCAGAGUCUGGGAGAAGAUGAAGGAGAUAGCACCAUACUGCAAGUGUUCCUACCCAGUGACCCUGAACCCAAAUGCACCCCUCCGCUUCCUGUCUCUGUCGGAUGACCUGGCCGGUGUCAGCAGGGUGGACAACAAGUGGCCCCUCUUCUCGGUGCCGGGGUCAGAGGGCAUCGCCGACAACAACUUCCACUCGUGGGACGUCGACGUGGGAGAUGAGGAUGCAGAGUGGAUGCUGGGACUGACGAUCUAUCGACUGAGUCUCAGACACUCUUCCCUUUCGCCAGAGGGAUACUUCUGUGCCAUCCGGAAAUUAGGUGGUGAGUUCCAGGCCCUGACUGCGGUCACAUCCGUGACUGGGCUGCACUUGACCAGGAGACCCUGUGUGGUGCGGGUGCAGCUAUGGCGACCUUUGACCCUGAGGGAUCCACCCACCCGGAGUUUGAGGCUUCUGGACGCCCAGACUGGCACAGAGAUUCAUACGUUCAACGACGUCCCGUGCCAGGUGCCCGUCUACCCGUUCCUCCUCCCCACAAAGACGUCGUCCCCGCUCAGGCUGAUGCCAGCGGAGGUGACCGUGAUGGUGAAAGAGGAGGCGAGCUUCAUGCAGAAACAUGCCAACACAUUUACCACCAUUGCCACCACAUGCAAGACCGUUGCCACCACAUGUAUGGCCAUUGCCACCACAGUCUGGACCUUUGCCACCACAUUCAUAACUUUCAUUAAGAAUUCCUUAAUGGAUGAACACGCUCACUAGCUAGCUCAAAGCUAAGUUCAUGCAGAUAGAAAGAUGUUUGUGUUAUGGUUCACAAGGUAAACAGAUUCUUUUUUUAAUGGUGUAAUAUGCAAGAGAAAUAGGUUUCGUAGAAGGUUAGCGUGGCUGGAUUGAUACAGGCUCUCAUAAGACUACAUAUCCUAUUCAACUUUUUUCUGUGCUCAAAACUGUUUCAAAAUAAAAGUCCAAAAUAAAAGACCGAUAAACAUGAAAGGCAGAGCUAGAAUUGCAUGUAUGUCCCUCCUUGGCUAAUGUUUUCUAAAGAUGUCGCCAUGCAGCCAAAUCGCUCGUAUGUAUUCUGAAUGGCAGAUUAUACGCUUACCAGAAUACUUUGAUUUGUUGGUGGAAAUAAUUACACAUGAAUGAGCACAUAUUUUUGGAAGAAAACAUUUUAUGCUAAGAAUUGACCCAAAAAAACUGCAGAAUGUGCACAAUGCUUCAAACACAUUUAAAACAAUCUACCUAUCAGCAUCAGCAUCAAUUUAACUACUAUCUGUCUAUCAACAAAUAUUAAAUUGCCUUUCUAUGAACAACUUUUAAACUAUCCAUAUUCAACUUUUAAACCGUCUACUUUUACAUGAUCAACUUUCAUUACACUAUGCAACCACCAUGUCUACCCUAGCAACACCUUAGUAACCAUAUUUACAUUAUCUGUUUAAACUACAGUAGCCUGCCUAGCGAAUUCCGCCGGGUUGGUCUGAUCAGCUACGGGACUGUGCAACAUCUAUUGCCCUGGGACCUUUCUCGGCCGUCUACUGAUGCAGUCAAUUUGGACUAAGUUGGCGUGGACUUUUCUCAUUUUGUUUGCUUUUAUUAUUUAUUUAUUUGAUUUGUGUUUGUUUGUCUGUCUUACAUGUCUUGGUGUCACGGGUACGCUGGCGAUUACGCCACUCCGUCCGGCAUCUUGUGUUUUGUUAUUUUGUGAAUUUGUUUGUUGUGUUGUCAUGGGUACGCUGGCGACUACGCCACUCCGUUUCGGCACU